Molecule: messenger RNA, 627 nt
Organism: Hordeum vulgare subsp. vulgare (domesticated barley)
Lineage: Eukaryota; Viridiplantae; Streptophyta; Magnoliopsida; Poales; Poaceae
Exons: 1
Coding region: 1-627 (208 amino acids)
Biological process (GO): nucleobase-containing compound metabolic process
Cellular component (GO): cytoplasm; nucleus
Molecular function (GO): 3'-5' exonuclease activity; nucleic acid binding
Source: RefSeq, a predicted model, not a curated record
AUGGGAUUCGUCAACGAGUACAAGGACGUGCGGGCCUAUGGCAACACCAAGUUGAGCGUGAUUCAGAGGAACGACAAGAAGCAGAUGGCGACCUUCCUCAAGCAGUACGAGCGCCACCUCAGACUCCAGCACCAAAAGAUCGUCGAAAUCGAUCUGGAGUACACCAAUGAGCCUAAAGAGAUGCAUAAACCCGCCCUCUUCCAACUCUGUGUCGGCAAGACUCAGUCGGUGCUACUCUUCAAAUUGAGUAUCGUUGAAAGGUGCACCGUCUUCGACAACUUCCUCGCCAACCCCAGGUACACAUUUGUUGGCUUCUCCAUCGGCGGCGACAAAACCAGGCUCGAGCACGUCAACUUGGAGGUGACCAACUUCAUCGACAUCCAGAAGGAAUGGAGGGUGUCGGAGGCCACUAAGGAGUUGGACUGCCUUGCGGAGAUCGCUGGCUUGCUCGUCAACGACUACUACAAUGACAUGAAGAAGAAGAUCACCAACGAGGAGCACAAGCGUUGGGGCUCCCUGCCCCUAUCCAAGAGGCAUAUCAAGUACGUGGCAAAGGACACAUACACAGCAUACGAGAUAUGGUACCGCGUCACCAUCACCAGGACAAGCUUCGUUGCGCAAAGCUGA